This is a messenger RNA of Elaeis guineensis (African oil palm), 2063 nucleotides long. Its product is annotated as putative lipase ROG1. The record is from RefSeq and is a predicted model, not a curated record. Lineage: Eukaryota; Viridiplantae; Streptophyta; Magnoliopsida; Arecales; Arecaceae. Gene Ontology annotation, biological process: lipid metabolic process.
AGAGCCGUUGCGACCACUAGCCACCACGUUUGACGUGCCUUGUACGCUAACUAUCUACGAAGCCGAUGUCUUCAGAAUAAACGUGGCGUCCGUCACCGCCGAAGAUCACGCCAAAUGCCCGCCGGUCUCCUGCUGCAUAUCUUGCUUCGUAUCUCUGUUAGGAGGUGCGCCCAUGUCGGAGCCGGACGAAUCUGACACCGGCAGAAUUAAUUGACGAAUCGAGCCGCCGUCACACCGCGAAAAGCCCCGCCGAUUAAAAAAAAAAAAAAAAUCAUGCCCCCCUCUCCCUCCCUCUAUUAUUAAUUAUUUUACUCCAGGAGGAAAGGAAAUGAAGAACCAGUAUUUGAUUCAUAAUUCCCCGUCGGGGUUGGGAUUUUUCUAGGGUUUGGAGCCCGAUCCAGCCCUCCGAUGCGCUCUCCUCUUUCUCGCCUCCAUUACUCCGUCUGUUGAAUUCUUGGGAGCUUUCGAACUCAGCAGGCUACUGAUGCUCGCCGCGGACUCGAUGCUGGGGACUGCGAAGUCUGGCGUGGGCAUCCCCGGGGGCAUCCGGAUCCGGUACCGCAGGGGAAUGGCUUGCGUCAAGCAAGGUUUUCGGCAGCGGUCAGCUCGAGAACCAAGAAAAGGGGGAGGGAAGGUGGAUUUCUUCCGGUGGAUGAGCUGCUUCAAGGAUCCCAUGGGGAAGGUCAAGAAGGUGGAGGUGGAGACCGUCCACGGCGGGGAGGACCUCUGGGAUGUGGCUUCCACGGCCGAGCGUGGGAGUUUCCCGGAGCAUCUAGUCAUAAUGGUCAAUGGCUUGAUUGGAAGUGCUGAAGAUUGGAGAUUUGCAGCAGAGCAGUUCGUGAAAAAGCUUCCAAAUAGAGUAAUCGUCCAUCGCAGUGAGUGUAAUACUUCGAGAUUGACAUUUGAUGGAGUUGAUUUGAUGGGUGAGAGGCUAGCAGAAGAGGUCCGAUCAGUUGUUAGGCAAAGAGGUGGUGUACAGAAGAUCUCAUUUGUCGCUCAUUCAUUGGGUGGCCUGAUAGCCAGAUAUGCUAUUGGAAGGCUAUAUGAGCCUAUUACUGAAGUGGAGCCUCUUGCUGGUGCUAAGAACCAAUUUGAUGAAGAUGGCAGUUUGGAAGGUAGAAUAGCUGGGUUGGAACCUAUGAAUUUCAUAACAUUUGCCUCACCCCAUCUAGGUUCCAGGGGGCAUAAACAGAUUCCUUUCCUUUGUGGUCUUCCUUUUUUGGAGCAAAGGGCAUCCGAAACUGCACAUUUGAUAGUUGGCAGGACUGGAAAGCAUCUAUUUCUUACAGAUAAUGAUGAUGGAAAGCCUCCACUUCUCCUUCGAAUGGUUGAUGAUUGCGAUGAUAUAAAGUUUAGGUCAGCCUUGCGCUCUUUCAAGCGCUGUGUUGCCUAUGCCAAUGCAAAUUAUGACCAUAUUGUAGGAUGGAGAACAUCAUCGAUUCGCCGUCAACAUGAAUUACCAAAACAUCACCUUCUUGUAAAGGAUGAGAAGUAUCCACAUAUAGUUUUUGUGGAUAAAGGAAAUACAGAAAUCAAACAUAAUGAAGUAUUGGUUGAUCUGAAUGCUCAACAAUAUGACCUGGAAGAGGAGAUGAUUAGAGGUCUUACACAAGUAUCUUGGGAGCGUGUGGAUGUAAGCUUUCAGAAAAGUAGGCAAAGAUACAUUGCGCAUAAUACCAUCCAGGUGAAAAGCUACUGGUUGAACUCUGAUGGUGCAGAUGUGGUCUUCCAUAUGAUCGAUAAUUUUCUUAUCUAGUCCUCUGACAAAUUUUGUGGUUCUCGAUUGGCAGGCCACAAACUCAUUCCAGUGUGUGGAACACUGAUGCAGGUACAUUUAUUCUAAAAAGCUCAAGCUUGUAGAUAACUAAUUGUCCUUUGCGUAUUGGUUGCGCCAUUUUGAUUUGUUUGUAAUUCUUUUGACGUGCAUUCAUACACCACCCAGGGAGUCUGCUAACAAGAAAUUGUAGAUUUUCUUAGUAGGUGGAUUGUCUUGUAAUAGAAUUCUUCAUUUUAUACCUUAGGAAGAAAUUUCCUACAAGGGCCUCCGGUUCCCUUAAAAGCUA